AUGGCGGACGAUCCGGACCCCGGGGAUCCCGGGGGCCGGGUGGGGGGCGGCCUUGACAGCGACGUGACGGGAGCCUUCGGGGGUGAAGGGGGGGUAAGCACAGUAGCAGCUGGUGGGUCGCUCCACCUAUUGACCGGUCACAAAAGACGGGGGGGGGCUGAGAGUGCGCUCCAGAGCCCACGCAUUCGUCGCCUCCACCACGAAGACCUUCUGUGCCUCUUUGGCAAACCAGCCAAGAGACAGUGUUGUGAAGCAGGCCGUUCCAUUUCAGUACUGACAUGCGGCCAACCUCUCGAAAACCCUCCCAACACCGGGUCUGACGGCGAUUACCCUGUACCUUCGGCCAUCAUCGGAGAAAGGGGGGGAGCAACAACCGAAAAGGGUCCAGUCGACGAGGCGGCGGUUGUACCACGGGUGGCAUCGGAGGUAGCGAGGGCAGCCUGGGAGGAACACCGUAGGCGCUUGCAACAACAGCAUGACACUCGCAGACGCUGCCUACCUGUGAGGGCAAUGUUGCACGGCGCCGGCUCGGCCGACACCGCAAUCCCCCCGGUCGUGCCACGUCUCGCAUGGCGGCAGGAGCGGAGGCGCCGGAGUGCGGCGGGGAAAGACAGGCAGCAGGAGCCACUAGUGGGGGGUCAGCGUGACCCGCAGGUGGGCGGGCAGCAGGGGGCCCGGGAGAGGAGCCGGCAGCCGCCGGUGGGGACGGGGCAGCAGGAGCUGCAGAGCGGAGGGCAGCAGGAGCUGCAGAGCGGGGGGCAGCAGCAGCUGCAGAGCGGGGGGCAGCAGCAGCUGCAGAGCGGAGGGCAGCAGGAGCUGCAGAGCGGAGGGCAGCAGCAGCUGCAGAGCGGAGGGCAGCAGCAGCUGCAGAGCGGAGGGCAGCAGCAGCUGCAGAGCGGAGGGCAGCAGGAGCUGCAGAGCGGAGGGCAGCAGGAGCUGCAGAGCGGAGGGCAGCAGCAGCUGCAGAGCGGAGGGCAGCAGCAGCUGCAGAGCGGAGGGCAGCAGGAGCUGCAGAGCAAAGGGCAGCAGGAGCUGCAAAGCGGAGGGCAGCAGCAGCUGCAGAGCGGAGGGCAGCAGGAGCUGCUGAGCGGAGGGCAGCAGGAGCUGCAGAGCGGAGGGCAGCAGCAGCUGCAGAGCGGAGGGCAGCAGCAGCUGCAGAGCGGAGGGCAGCAGGAGCUGCAGAGCGGAGGGCAGCAGGAGCUGCAGAGCGGAGGGCAGCAGCAGCUGCAGAGCGGAGGGCAGCAGCAGCUGCAGAGCGGAGGGCAGCGGGAGCUGCAGAGCGGAGGGCAGCAGGAGCUGCAGAGCGGAGGGCAGCAAGAGCCGGUUUGGGUGUUGGAUGUGGAGAUGGCGGACGAGGCUUGCACCGAUGAGCUGGAAUCAAGCCCCAUGGAGGGGGAGAAUGCCAACCCUGAUUCCCCGGACCAAGCGGAAAGGCCCCGAGCGCGGGGCCGGGGCCGGAGGCGACGGGCAACCAAACUGCAGCAGCUGCAGAGCGGAGGGCAGCAGCAGCUGCCGAGCGGAGGGCAGCAGCAGCUGCAGAGCGGAGGGCAGCAGCAGCUGCAGAGCGGAGGGCAGCAGCAGCUGCCGAGCGGAGGGCAGCAGCAGCUGCAGAGCGGAGGGCAGCAGCAGCUGCCGAGCGGAGGGCAGCAGCAGCUGCAGAGCGGAGGGCAGCAGCAGCUGCCGAGCGGAGGGCAGCAGCAGCUGCAGAGCGGAGGGCAGCAGCAGCUGCAGAGCGGAGGGCAGCAGCAGCUGCAGAGCGGAGGGCAGCAGCAGCUGCCGAGCGGAGGGCAGCAGCAGCUGCAGACCGGAGGGCAGCAGCAGCUGCCGAGCGGAGGGCAGCAGCAGCUGCCGAGCGGAGGGCAGCAGCAGCUGCAGAGCGGAGGGCAGCAGGAGCUGCAGAGCGGAGGGCAGCAGGAGCUGCAGAGCGGAGGGCAGCAGGAGCUGCAGAGCGGAGGGCAGCAGGAGCUGCAGAGCGGAGGGCAGCAGGAGCUGCAGAGCGGAGGGCAACAGCAGCUGCCGAGCGGAGGGCAGCAGCAGCUGCAGAGCGGAGGGCAGCAGGAGCUGCCGAGCGGAGGGCAGCGGCAGCUGCCGAGUGGAGGGCAGCGGCAGCUGCAGAGCGGAGGGCAGCAGGAGCUGCAGAGCGAAGGGCAGCAGGAGCUGCAGAGCGGAGGGCAGCAGCAGCUGCAGAGCGGAGGGCAGCAGCAGCUGCAGAGCGGAGGGCAGCAGCAGCUGCCGAGCGGAGGGCAGCGGGAGCUGCAGAGCGGAGGGCAGCAGCAGCUGCAGAGCGGAGGGCAGCAAGAGCCGAGCGGAGGGCAGCAGGAGCUGCCGAGCGGAGGGCAGCGGCAGCUGCCGAGUGGAGGGCAGCGGCAGCUGCAGAGCGGAGGGCAGCAGGAGCUGCAGAGCGAAGGGCAGCAGGAGCUGCAGAGCGGAGGGCAGCAGCAGCUGCAGAGCGGAGGGCAGCAGCAGCUGCAGAGCGGAGGGCAGCAGCAGCUGCCGAGCGGAGGGCAGCGGGAGCUGCAGAGCGGAGGGCAGCAAGAGCCGAGCGGAGGGCAGCAGGAGCUGCCGAGCGGAGGGCAGCGGCAGCUGCCGAGUGGAGGGCAGCGGCAGCUGCAGAGCGGAGGGCAGCAGGAGCUGCAGAGCGAAGGGCAGCAGGAGCUGCAGAGCGGAGGGCAGCAGCAGCUGCAGAGCGGAGGGCAGCAGCAGCUGCAGAGCGGAGGGCAGCAGCAGCUGCCGAGCGGAGGGCAGCGGGAGCUGCAGAGCGGAGGGCAGCAGCAGCUGCAGAGCGGAGGGCAGCAAGAGCCGGUUUGGGUGUUGGAUGUGGAGAUGGCGGACGAGGCUUGCACCGAUGAGCUGGAAUCAAGCCCCAUGGAGGGGGAGAAUGCCAACCCUGAUUCCCCGGACCAAGCGGAAAGGCCCCGAGGGCAUAGGGCGGCAAUCAGGGAGCGGUUGGAGAAGUUUUGGGUCGGGGAGUGGCGGGAGCUGUUUGAGUUGGCGGUGGCGGUAAUGCAACCUGCGGCGCGUCCUUUGUCCUUCACCACCCCCGAGCAUGAUCCUGAUGCGCAUCGCUCAGCCCUCUCAGCACAUGGUGGACGCGCUGCGAGCGAAACACCCAUCGAGCGAGACCGCCAUUCCGGAGUGGUUGCAGGAGGAGAUAGUUGA
This is a messenger RNA of Closterium sp. Naga37s-1, 3159 nucleotides long. NCBI's taxonomy places the organism in Eukaryota, Viridiplantae, Streptophyta, Zygnematophyceae, Desmidiales, Closteriaceae. The record is from the annotation of a GenBank genome assembly.